AUGAGUCAACGUGCAGAUGAUCACGUAGGAAACGUGAAAGAAAAUUCUAAAUGUACAAGCGUGAAAAACAAAUCAAUCAAUUCCAAAGAUCCUUCAGAAACACCUGACGGAAAGAGUAUAGAAAAUAGUGAAGAGAAGUUGAACGAAAUGAUAUCACAAUCACUUCAUAUAAAGCAUCACAAUAACCUAACAAAUGGCACUAGUGAACAUUCGAAAAUUAAUAAUGAACCUAUUAAGGAUUCGUCAGAACAACAAUCUCCAUGUGAAGAUACUCUUGUAAAUAGUGUACAUUGUAGUGACUUAACUCAACACACGGAUAAUACUAAAAAUGGUUCAUCUGAACCAAAUGAGAAAAGGACUCUUGAUAGUGUCCAGAAAGAUGACAAUCAUUUUCAAGAUACAGAAAAUGAUGGAAAGAUAUUCAUUGUAUCAUAUGAAUCUGAGUUACAAAUGCCUGAAAUCAUGAGACUAAUACAGAAGGAUUUAUCUGAACCUUAUUCAAUCUACACAUAUAGAUAUUUUAUACAUAAUUGGCCUAAGCUUUGCUUUUUGGCAAUUGAUGAUAAAAAUUGCAUUGGUGCCAUUGUAUGUAAGUUAGACAUGCAUCGCAAUGUUGUUAAAAGAGGCUACAUUGCUAUGUUGGCAGUUGAUAAGAAAUAUAGAAAAAGAGGUAUUGGAUCUAAGUUGGUUCAACAAGCAAUACAGGUCAUGAUUGAUGACAACGCUGAUGAAGUUGUAUUAGAAACAGAAAUAACAAAUAAACCUGCACUAAAACUGUAUGAAAAUUUGGGAUUUGUUAGAGACAAACGCUUAUUUAGAUAUUAUCUUAAUGGUGUAGACGCAUUGAGAUUGAAACUUUGGCUCAGGUGA
Messenger RNA from Pieris macdunnoughi, 870 nucleotides. The record is from the annotation of a GenBank genome assembly. NCBI's taxonomy places the organism in Eukaryota, Metazoa, Arthropoda, Insecta, Lepidoptera, Pieridae.